Molecule: messenger RNA, 3849 nt
Organism: Mesocricetus auratus (golden hamster)
Lineage: Eukaryota; Metazoa; Chordata; Mammalia; Rodentia; Cricetidae
Gene: Cpne3
Product: copine 3
Exons: 16
Coding region: 148-1749 (533 amino acids)
Biological process (GO): cellular response to calcium ion; ERBB2 signaling pathway
Cellular component (GO): plasma membrane
Molecular function (GO): receptor tyrosine kinase binding; calcium-dependent phospholipid binding
Source: RefSeq, a predicted model, not a curated record
GCUCCAGGACCCCGCCCACGCGCCCCGCCCCUGUGCGGGCCCGCCCUCCUGUUCCUGUGAAGCCCCCGCUGUCCUGGCCACCUUGCGGUGCUGUCUGCUGGGUCUCCACGCUCACUCGGCUUCCUCGGCGACCUCGCCCCUCAAGACAUGGCUGCCCAGUGUGUCACCAAGGUGGAAUUAAAUGUUUCCUGUGACAACCUUUUGGAUACAGAUGUAACAUCAAAGUCGGACCCUUUAUGUGUGCUGUUUUUGAACACCAGUGGCCAACAGUGGUAUGAGGUUGAACGGACAGAAAGGAUUAAGAAUUCUUUAAGCCCCAAAUUUUCUAAGACAUUUAUUAUUGAUUACUACUUUGAAGUGGUUCAGAAAUUGAAAUUUGGAAUUUAUGACAUCGACAACAAAACUAUCGAGUUGAGUGACGAUGACUUCUUAGGAGAAUUUGAAGUCACUCUUGGACAAAUUGUUUCCAGUAAGAAGUUAACUCGACCACUGGUGCUCAAAAAUGGCAGACCUGCAGGGAAAGGGACUAUUACGAUUUCAGCAGAAGAAAUCAAGGAUAACAGAGUGGUCUUGUUUGAAAUGGAAGCCAGAAAACUGGACAAUAAGGAUCUGUUUGGAAAGUCAGAUCCAUACCUGGAGUUUCACAAGCAGACCUCAGAUGGCCACUGGCUGAUGGUUCACCGAACAGAAGUUAUCAAAAACAACCUGAAUCCUGUGUGGAAGCCUUUUAAAAUUUCUCUUAACUCUCUGUGCUAUGGGGAUAUGGACAAAACCAUUAAGGUAGAGUGUUAUGACUAUGACAAUGAUGGAUCACAUGAUCUUAUUGGAACAUUUCAAACCACCAUGACAAAACUCAAAGAAGCCUCCAGAAACUCCCCUGUUGAAUAUGAAUGCAUAAAUGAAAAAAAGAGGCAAAAGAAAAAAAGCUACAAGAAUUCAGGUGUUAUCAGUGUAAAGCACUGUGAGAUUACUGUAGAAUGCACAUUUCUUGACUACAUCAUGGGAGGGUGCCAGCUGAAUUUUACUGUGGGAGUGGACUUCACCGGCUCCAAUGGUGACCCCAGGUCUUCAGAUUCCCUGCAUUACAUCAGCCCUAAUGGUGUUAAUGAGUACCUGACUGCCAUCUGGUCUGUGGGAUUGGUAAUCCAAGAUUAUGAUACUGACAAGAUGUUUCCAGCUUUCGGCUUUGGAGCUCAGGUGCCUCCUCAGUGGCAGGUGUCUCAUGAAUUUCCGAUAAACUUUAACCCAUCUAAUCCCUACUGUAAUGGAAUCCAAGGCAUUAUAGAGGCUUAUCGGACCUGUCUUCCUCAGAUAAAACUCUAUGGACCAACUAAUUUUUCUCCAAUUAUCAAUCACGUGGCCAGAUUUGCAGCUGCAGCCACACAGCAGCAGACAGCAUCUCAAUACUUUGUGCUCUUGAUUAUCACUGAUGGCGUCAUCACAGACCUUGAUGAAACCAGACAUGCUAUUGUCAACGCUUCCAAGCUGCCGAUGUCAAUCAUCAUUGUGGGAGUUGGGGGCGCUGACUUCAGUGCCAUGGAGUUCCUUGAUGGUGAUGGAGGAAGUCUCCGCUCUCCAUCAGGAGAGGUGGCCAUAAGGGAUAUUGUUCAGUUCGUGCCCUUCAGACAGUUCCAGAAUGCUCCAAAAGAAGCACUUGCUCAGAGUGUCUUGGCAGAGAUUCCCCAGCAGGUGGUGGGCUACUUCAACACAUGCAAACUCCUUCCUCCCAAAAACCCAGCUGCAAAAUAGAAGAAGCCAGGAAAACUCCAGGAUUCAUAAGCUGUAUGGAACAAUGUCAUCUCUUAUGCAGAAUGAUAUAUCUACUUUAUGUGCAUUUCACCCCCAGUGUUCCUCAUAUAAACCCAACUUUUUAUAUGUGUUUUACCUGGUUAAAACAUUUUAUACUUUUUGAAGAGGACAGUAGCAAGUCCAUAACUGAUCAAUAAAUUCAGUGAUUGUUAGUGAUUUAUAGAAACUUUCAGAGCUCUAUUUGGAAUUGAAUUUGAUGUGGGAAAAGAAAUCCAUUUCCUCUAUCUAAUGGCAUAAUUGGGAGAGAUCAUUUUUAUUCUUUUCUUGCUAUGGUCCUGUGCAUUGAUUUGUAUAGUUCUUUUUUUUAAAGAUAUUUUUGCCUUUUAAAAAUAGUAUUUUCAUUUUCUUUAAACAUAUAGUUUGAAUUAUUUAUUAAUCAAUUCCAUUUUCAUUUCAAUAAUGUACUGGUUCCUAAGUCCAGGAUGUAUUAUGUUAAUCAUAAAACCUGAUAGAAUGUUUAAAAAGAAAAACAAUACCCUUUUCUAACUGCCACAUUUAAAUAGUGUGGAGUUAAUAUGCUUGUUUUGAAGAAUAGAAUUAUCUCAACUUUACCCUUUGAACUGCUUCUUGACCACCACAUUUUUUGGAAUGGAUUCUGUAGCAUUUGCCUGAAACUCUGGAUGUCAGAUACUUUGCCUGUCUGUGCAGUGGCCAAUCAUGAGUAACAUUUUAACAUUUAGAAUUGUGUAUUCGUUACAUACUCUUAAGUGGAUGUCCAGCACCAGUCAGCGCUCCUGUCAGUGUGACUGAGUCCCUCUGCUGCUGCCUGUGUCUUGGUUCCCUGCAUGCUCUCAGAAAAAAAGUUAGUCUGUGUAGUAAAAUGGCUAUAAUUCAUAGUACAUUAAGUAACCUGAGGUUUAUUGGUGUUGCAUGGCACAGUGGUGUUCAGGACUUUUCUUUGGUAUACAGUGGGAGCCAAUACAGAAAUGACUUACAGAUUCUCAGUGUAUGUUAAGUGGUAGCCGAGGGGCUUCUCUGGCUCUGAAGCAGGGCUCACUGGCUUGCUCAGCCCCAGAGGGUACUCAGAACUAUAGGCCCUUCGUGUUUUUAUUAGGCUUCUGGCAUCCAUCUUCCUGCCAUUUGGUCUUUAACCAUUUUAUAUUCUGGCUUACCAGAAUUUUAAAAUGGUUUUUCUUUAAAUGACUCAACUUUAUUGGGUUUUUAUAGAUAUGUUAUUUGUAAGAGCUGUGAUCCUGGCAAAUUAAUCCAUGUAUUAGUUGCAGUUUGAAAUAGGAGCAUUUACAACUUAUAAAAUUGUCAUUUUAUACAACUCUUAGUUUCAGCACUCAACUUCAAUCUAUGCUAUUUUAUAGUGUUUUGUAUUCAAAUAUUUAUUUUCCUUGUUGUGCCACUAUUUGAACAAAUGCCAUUCAUUCAUUCUUUUUUUUUUUUUUUUUGGUUUUACAAGAUAGGGUUUCUCUGUAUUGUUUUCAAGGCUGUCGGUCCAGCCCAGCCUUGAACUCACAGAGAUCCGCCUGCCUCUGCCUCCCUAGUGCUGGGAUUAAAGGCGUGCACCACCACCACCCGGCUGCCAUUCAUUCUUAAAGUGACAAUCUAGAAUGAAAAUCACCAAAUUGACUUUCAUUUCUCUAUAACCACAUAGGUACAUACAUGGUCAUGCCAUGCAUAGACAUGAUUUCUCACAUGCAUUUAUUCAGAAAGUGUUUCCAUUGGCCUUGUCUACUCAUCUUCUGUUUAUGAUUGAUUUUUUUUUAAAGGCCAUUAAAACUUUUAAGUCUUUGAGGGAUUUACAUAUCUUCACUUUAGAUAGUGCUUGAUGGGCUUUUCCAAAGCAGAUUCAGGGCCUCAUUGCUGCUGCUUUGCUCCAUUCAUACAUUUCCUAGAAAACCAUCUUCAAGAAUACUCUCUAGUUUGUUUUUCAUGAAGGUGGUGUAAGGUAAGCUAGCAGUUGGGUGAAAGUUGUAAGCAGUUGUGUGGCUGUGUAUGGCACAGUAUGUGUAUAACUUACCAAUACAUGAAUUCAUGUCAAAUAUAUCUUCUGUGUAAAUUCCCUUUGGAUAAAGUUACUUCUUGAUGUAA